CGAGUUGCAGUUUUCAAUUUUAGAUCGUCAGGCUCAACAUCGAACUUCAAAUAUGCCGAUCGAAAACCUUGAAGAACAGGGUCUGGAAAAGAACCCAAAAUUGGAGCUUGCUCAAAUCAAGUUUUUGCUGAGUCUGCCGGAACAUAACCAGGACAAGGCACUAGCGGAAAAACUGAUGGCUGCCAUCAAGGCGGACAACAUGGCUUCGUGGUACGAGGAAGUAUGCAAAGAUUUGGCAUGGACGGUCGAUCAAAAGCUACUGGCCGAUAUGAAGGAAGUUAACCGGAAGAAGCUGGAAGAGUUGGAUGCUGUUAUUGAUGAUGCUGAGAAAAACCUUGGCGAGAUGGAAGUGAGGGAGGCUAAUCUGAAAAAGUCCGAGUUCUUGUGCCGAAUUGGCGAUAAGGAAGGGUCUAUUUCGGCAUUCAGGAAGACCUAUGACAAGACUGUUUCACUCGGACAUAGGUUGGACAUAGUUUUCCAUAACAUUCGUAUUGGCCUGUUCUAUUUGGAUCACGAUUUGAUCACAAGGAAUAUCGAGAAGGCGAAAACCUUGAUCGAGGAAGGUGGUGAUUGGGAUCGCCGUAAUCGGCUCAAGGUUUACCAAGGUGCAUACUGUGUAGCGAUCCGGGAUUUCAAGGCUGCUGCAAAUUUCUUCUUGGACACUGUGAGCACUUUUACCAGCUAUGAGCUGAUGGAUUAUGCUUCGUUUGUGCGCUACACUGUUUAUGUGAGCAUGAUAAGCCUUCCGCGCAAUGAGCUAAGAGAUAAGGUAGUUAAGGGAUCCGAAAUACAGGAAGUGCUGCAUCAACUGUCGGACGUGAAGGAUUAUCUAUUCUCGUUGUACAAUUGUCAUUAUUCUGACUUUUUCAAAAAUCUCGCGCUUGUUGAAACAUUUCUUCGGAAGGAUGUGCUUUUCCAUCCUCAUUAUCGGUUCUACGUCCGAGAGAUGAGAAUUCUUGCCUACACUCAGCUGUUGGAGUCGUACCGCUCGCUUACCUUGCAGUACAUGGCGGACGCAUUCGGAGUUAACGUGGAUUACAUCGAUGCUGAGUUGUCGAGAUUCAUCGCUGCUGGCCGUUUGCACUGUAAAGUAGACCGUGUGGGAGGAAUCGUUGAAACUAAUCGUCCAGAUAGCAAGAACUGGCAGUAUCAGGCCACCAUCAAGCAAGGCGAUAUUUUGCUGAACCGUGUGCAGAAGCUCAGUAGAGUCAUCAAUAUUUAGAAAGGCUGAAAUUGCACACUUAUCUUUAUACAAUUAAUCGCUACUCAUUGUAUUCUUAAUUUGAAAUAAACUUUCUUGUAUGUACUUGUGAUUAAA
This is a messenger RNA of Ochlerotatus camptorhynchus, 1318 nucleotides long. It is a transcript of the gene Rpn7, whose product is annotated as regulatory particle non-ATPase 7. Gene Ontology annotation, cellular component: proteasome regulatory particle. Bases 53 to 1222 code for a protein of 389 amino acids. The record is from RefSeq and is a predicted model, not a curated record. NCBI's taxonomy places the organism in Eukaryota, Metazoa, Arthropoda, Insecta, Diptera, Culicidae. The transcript has 2 exons. Gene Ontology annotation, biological process: proteasome-mediated ubiquitin-dependent protein catabolic process.